AUGCUUCCAAGUCCAAUGGGGGGUUCCACCAACAAAGGCUUGAAUGAUAGUGGCUUGUUGCUGAACAUUCCAGAAGAAAUUGACAUGGCGGACUUUUCGGAGGUUUCGGAAGGGGACCCUUUUGGAUACUCAAUCCAAUGGAACGACUCGAAUAUAUGGUAUAAUGUUUCUUUUAGUGGCAACGAUAAUGAUGAUCAUGACGAACAGAGCGUACAAUCUACUAGAUCAUUAGAGAGUAUACAAUCGGCUAGAUCACGAGUGGACGAAGCCUUUAUGCAAUACACACGAGUGGAGAGUGCAGCCUUGCAAAUUCAGAGAAGCUUUCGAAAGAGAAAGCUCGAUCGAGAGCAACUGCAAAAGAAUGGAAACGAUACCUCGGACAAUGAUUCGGAUUCUGAGUUGAAGGAGAAGGAAGUUCAAGAGGAGGAGGAGGAGGACAGCAGAUCGUACACGCUCCUUUUAUUGGCACUCUUCGCAUUGGUUCCAAUGAUUAUGAGCUGCGUAGCAUUUUUUUCAAAGCGCUCGUGGCAAAGCAAUGACACUCCGGAUGCCAUGCCAAUGGAUGGCGCCGCCAAUGGGGCCACUGGAGGUGCACCAGCUCCUGGUGGGAAUGGGGGCGGAGGUGGUGGGGGUGCUGCACCUCCACCGGGACUGGAAGCCAUGGCUGGACAAGCAGCUGGGGCCGCAAGUUGUUCUGCUGGUGCUGGAGCAUCUGCAGGAGUUGCUGCGGGGGCUGCUGCCACUUCCGCCGCGGCCACUGCCACGGCAGCUGCUGGGGCUACCGCAGCAGGAGCAACAACAGAAGUGGUGGCUGUCGUGGCUGUUACUUCUGCUGUGGCAACCGCUGCUGGAACAGCGGGUAUCUUGACGCCUGCGACACCUGCCGAAGUAAUUCUUACCAAAUGCGGUCUGAGGAAUCCCCAAUCACGAAUCGGCAAAUUCACCAUGGUAUUUGAAGGCUUCCCUCGAGCGCUGGAUGGAAGAGAAACCAACAUUUUAGAAGGAUUGGUAUUGAAUGCCUACAACGACCUUACUAUUGGAACUAACUUCACCGAGACAGGAAGCUGUUUGGAUCCACUGAAAAGAGAAAUGAUAGAAGUCAAUAUUCUGGAUCAAGAUUUUGCCCUUUUGAUUGAAGGAUUAGAUGGGAAGUCUUAUUUGGAGAUUUGGUUUGAAACCAAGAUUGUCUGCGACAAGUGCAUGGUAUCUCGUCCAUUGUUCAAGAGCAAGACGAAAAAUUGUCGGAGGAGUUCCCUAAAAAGUUCCCUUUUCUUUCGAGAUUCCCCGUGUGAAAACGUUACCGAGGGAUCAUAA
This is a messenger RNA of Cylindrotheca closterium, 1314 nucleotides long. Lineage: Eukaryota; Bacillariophyta; Bacillariophyceae; Bacillariales; Bacillariaceae. The record is from the annotation of a GenBank genome assembly.